This is a messenger RNA of Rhagoletis pomonella (apple maggot), 2010 nucleotides long. RefSeq lists its product as uncharacterized. NCBI's taxonomy places the organism in Eukaryota, Metazoa, Arthropoda, Insecta, Diptera, Tephritidae. Gene Ontology annotation, molecular function: ligand-gated monoatomic ion channel activity. Bases 1 to 2010 code for a protein of 669 amino acids. The transcript is spliced from 10 exons. The record is from RefSeq and is a predicted model, not a curated record. Gene Ontology annotation, cellular component: membrane.
AUGUUGCUGCUGUCACCUGCAGUCAACUACUGGACUACGCUACUCAAUUUCAUAAUACAAAAGUAUUUUAUUGACUCCCAUGCCACCUGUAUCCUGUGGCAUCGCGAUUUUCCAUUUGAAUUGAAAACACCAGCCGAUAGCGAAUUCAUACAAUACGUCAAUAUUUGGCCUGACAAUUUGUCACAAUCCUUGCAGCAGGACAUUUACAAUUUCACCGCUUUUGUCGAAAUCCAGCGCGGCUAUGGCAUGGAACUCGAUGCCUUGGUACAGAAAUUGACUAUAGCCAUCAGGGAAACGCAUUGUGAGUCUUUCGUCGCAUUUCAAGAGGACAUACCAGUCUUUACGCGUAGUUUCUACAACGCCAGCAGAAUAUCGGUAUGGCGUUCGUUACGCAAUAAAUUUCUAUUUGUCUACCGCAAGGACUUACUGCUGGACACUGAUACUUCGGUAUACUUCGACGACUUUCUUUUCAUAGAUCAACCAAAUAUUUUAAUAGUCGAAGCUGAGUGUGGCAAUUGCUCAAUGUUUGCAUUGAAAACUAAUAAAUUCGUUGGCCCUCUGGCUGAGCAUCCGGAACAGCUGUACAUAUUGGAUCGUUACAACGCUACAAACGGCACAUUUGAGUUUGGCGUUGAUUUGUAUAUGGACAAAAUUAAAGAUUUGCAGGGACGUGAGGUGACAGCUGGUGUUUUCGAUUAUCGUCCCUUUUCCGUGGUAGAUUUUGAACGUGAGCCUCAACUAAAAGAUACAAGUCCCAGCAAUGCACAAGGCACCGCACAUUUGGACGGUACCGAAGUAAGAAUGCUAUUCGCACUCUGCAAGGUUAUAAACUGCACAGUUCAAGUGGAAUCGUGUAAAGGAGAAUGGGGCACAUCAUAUGCAAAUCUAACUGGUGAUGGUAUAUUUGGUCUGAUCACAGAGAGAAGAUCAGAUUUUGCCGUUGGAGCUUUGUAUUUUUGGCCUGAUGACUAUCGUUACCUGGAUAUGUCCCACUUUAUUGGACGCUCCGGUGUGACGUGCCUAGUACCAUCACCGCAUCGUCUCACCAGCUGGUUACUACCAUUUCGGCCAUUUCAAUUGACCCUAUGGCUAGGCGUGAUUGCUUGCUUGUUCCUUGAGGCAUUGGCACUCUUUUUCACACGCUAUAUGGCUCCUUCGGAUGACGAGCCUAAAUAUGGUUUACUGGAGAGUUUUCAAUUUGGUUAUAUUACUACGCUUAAACUUUUUGUAUCACAGGGCUCGGACUAUGUAGUCAAUUCGCAUACGGUACGCAUGGUGCUCUUUGCAUGCUACACGAUCGAUACGAUUGUGACGAGUGUCUAUGGUGGCGGACUAUCGGCAAUACUAACGCUGCCAACCUUGGAGGAAGCUGCUGACUCAGUAGAACGUCUACAUAGUCAUGGUAUUCCAUGGACUGCAACAUCACCUGAUUGGGUAAUCUCACUCAGAGGAGAAGGAAAUACUGAUCCAUUUGUUGAAGAUUUGUUGAGGAAUUACCGCGUUUACACUUAUGAACAAACUACUGAAUUGGCUAAAACUGAAAAUAUGGGCUUUAUCUUGGAACGAUUGGCUUUUGGUCAUUUUGGCAACGUUGAGUUCCUCACCGAUGAAUCUUUUAAACGCCUUAAGCUAAUGGUAGACGAUAUUUACUUUCAGUACUGCUUCGUCUUUGUGCCACGUCUCUGGGCUAUGCUCUCCAAGUUAAAUGACGUCAUAUUGGAAGUGCAUUCAACAGGUUUGGAUAUUUUUUGGGAAUGGGAGGUAGGCGCCUAUUAUAUGGAUGGACAACAGCAAGAAGAAAUCGAAGCUUCAAUGUAUAUGAAUUUUGAUGUGGGUCCAGUCAAAUUGGAUAUGGACAAUUUUGUUGGUCUUGUGUUGCCAUUGAUUUUUGGCCUGAUUUUGAGUAUUUUCGCAUUCAUCGGCGAAUUGAUUUACUACAAGUAUACUCAGAGACGAGAUCGUAGGCGGGAUAAUGAAGAAAGAAAGAGAGCUGAAUUAAAAUCGGCAUAA